CCCAAUGCGUCACUUUGCCAUAUUGGUGGUACAUACACAAAAGUUGGAGAUCGUGAAGAACUCGCGUCCAUACAGUGUGAGGGGAGCACUAUUCUUCACUCUCCUUACCAAGCCUCGAAAUCAACAAGAACAAUGGAGCCAUUUUCCUUUGUUUGUUUCGUCCGACAACCACACUAAGACAAAGCGGCAGAAUCUUAGGUGGCGUCUAGCUGGCAAAAAGAAUGUGCGUGUAGCCAAACACCCUUCAUCUUCUUCACAAUUUCAGUCACCAAACUGCGGCUCACCUACGUCGAGGACACGGCAGCCUCUGCAACACUCCCUCGGCAAUAGAGAAGAACCAGUCGAUGGCAAAGGACCAAGCAAUCAGCCCCAAACAAAGACACAGAUCACAAAAACAGUCACAAAUGGCAAUUACACAACCGACGACAACUGGUGACAGCAGCAGAGGGGUCGUCAGUGGGAUAAACAGCACUAUUAGUCUCUGCAAACUUCUCGGCGACUGGAAAUUGAAGGUCGUCGGUGAAAAAAAAUUGGCAAUCGACUCGGUUCCUCUCUGCGCAAAAAACUCUGUUCCGAGAGAGAGAUUGUUGAGGCGAUCCGAAUGACAACAAAGAUGAGAACAAUGGAGAACCGAGGCCCCUAAACAGCGAAGCCCCAAACAAAAAACAACCAACAACAAGUGAUGGCUCCGCCGGUGGCAAAUAGCGAUAGCGCGAUCUCUGCAAAAAAAUUUUUAAUCGCAACCCAAGCUCGCCGACGCACGGCGAUCUGAAAUAUCAAGAUCGGAAAACAAAAAAAAUCUGAUGGCAGUUUAACACAUUAAAAUCUCUGCACCUCUUCAAGCAAAUCAAGCCCACAAGUUAGUCCAGCAAAAUCCCUUUUCUUUUCCUUUUUUGUUAGUUGUUUGGCAGCCUUACCCGCUUUAUUGAAGACAAAAAAGAAGUUGCUUACGGGGAUUGCUAUGUCUAUUCUGCCAAACCAAUUGGCCAAAACCAUCGCCCAUCUAUCUCAACCCUUACAUUUUUAAAUAUGUGUAAAUUAGUCGUCAGCUACACACAUUAUUUAAUUCGGGUCACUCACUUUGAUCGCUAGGUCAUUCGUGUUGUGUUGGGUUGUAUUUAUUUAUUUCCGUUUAAUAUUAUAAUAGUAAUUUUCUGUUUUAAGAAGUGGGUGUCAGUUUGUAAUUAUUAAAAAGUUUAUGGGUUAAAAGGCGGGAUCAGAUUGUAAUAAAACAAAAGUUUGUAAAGCCCAAAUCGAUUGUUGCAAUCUGACGAGAGAAAAGAAGAAGAAAGAGGAACGAACUCCGUUAUAGCCGACCAGCAAGAAGGCAGCACCAGAGAUCACACGAGCCAUCUACAAACAGGUACAUAUUUUUUUGGUCUUUCAAAUUAUAGGGUUAGGGAUUUUCUUCUUCUAUCCUUUUCAUAUUCAGUUUAGGGUUAGAGCUUCUAUAUUUUACUGUGUAUUUUCUUUACAAUCCCAAAUUUGAACUAGGUUUUGAGUAAUUUUAACUUGAGUUGAUAUUUAUAUAAAUAAUAUGCACGACUGUUUGUGUUUUUUUAUUUUUUUAUUUGAACUAGGUUUCGAAUAAUUUUAACUUGGGUAAAGAUGUACUCACUGCUCUCUUAGAGUUUAAUUGAAGAGGGCUGCUGUUUUUGGGUUUUAUAAUUGUGUGUGUGUGUGUGUGUGGGGUUUGUUUUUGUUUUUUGUAAUGGAACAUUUGUGAUAUGACUUGGAAAUUAAAGAGGGCUGCUGACUGACUUUUUGUGGGUGUUUUACCAUUUUUUGUAAUGGAAAUUAUGCAACAGAUGACUUAUUUAAUCUAAGAUGAUGCAUGGUUUAGGUUU
Molecule: messenger RNA, 1847 nt
Organism: Cornus florida
Lineage: Eukaryota; Viridiplantae; Streptophyta; Magnoliopsida; Cornales; Cornaceae
Exons: 3
Coding region: 5-436 (143 amino acids)
Source: RefSeq, a predicted model, not a curated record